Molecule: messenger RNA, 750 nt
Organism: Malassezia vespertilionis
Lineage: Eukaryota; Fungi; Basidiomycota; Malasseziomycetes; Malasseziales; Malasseziaceae
Gene: MRPL10
Product: YmL10
Exons: 2
Coding region: 1-750 (249 amino acids)
Biological process (GO): translation
Cellular component (GO): mitochondrial large ribosomal subunit
Molecular function (GO): structural constituent of ribosome
Source: RefSeq, a predicted model, not a curated record
AUGUGGACUGCAGGGCUCGGUGCUUUGCGCGCGACGGCGGCGCUUGCGCGCCGCACGGUGGCGCACAAAAUUGCUGUACCCAUUGCUCCGCGCGCAACGUACACGACGGUGCCGGCGGUGCGCCUCGGGAACCUGGCGCCUGCACAGCGCAAGAAAAGCCGCAAACGCCUUGGGCGCGGUGAUAGCUCCGAACGCGGUGGUACAUCUACACGGGGAAAUAAGGGGCAAAAAGCGCGCGCUGGGAAUGGAAAGCCCAAGCCAGGGUUCGAAGGUGGACAGACGCCAUUGAUACGUCUUAUCCCGAAACGCGGCUUUGUCAAUAGCCAUGCACAAGACUUUGUGCCAUUGAACGUGGAUCGUCUGCAGUACUGGAUCGAUCAGGGGCGCCUGGACGCCGAGCGACCCAUCACGAUACGCGAGUUGUACGAUACACGGUGCAUUCACCGACUCGGCGACGGUGUGAAAUUACUCGGGGACGGACGCCGUCAUUUGGUCAACCCUGUCCAGCUGGUCGUAUCGCGCGCUUCGCAGUCCGCCAUCAGGGCUGUCGAAGACGCGGGUGGAUCGAUCGUUUGUCGCUACUAUAACGCUACAAGCCUUCGCGCGCUCACGAAACCCCAAAAAUGGCUUCUAAAGAACAAGCCGCUUCCCCACUUUGCUGAUCCUAUCUCAAAGCGCGAGCUCCUCUGGUACUCCUCGAUCAAUAACCGCGGCUACCUCGCGGUCCGCGCGCGGCAAGCCGAGACGUAG